Molecule: messenger RNA, 3855 nt
Organism: Haliotis rubra (blacklip abalone)
Lineage: Eukaryota; Metazoa; Mollusca; Gastropoda; Lepetellida; Haliotidae
Exons: 6
Coding region: 1-3855 (1284 amino acids)
Source: RefSeq, a predicted model, not a curated record
AUGGCAUCCGUGAACAAACGCUUCACAGAGAGAGUUAAAGCAGACAGAUUCAUGGAAAUCGCCCUUAAACGUGGGAUAGUGGUAUCUGCAGCAGAAGCUGAACCUUCCAUAACACCAGGUGCCCUUGAAUCAAAGACGGGAGGUGGGACACCUUCCCAGAGUGGCGAUGACUCUGAUGUUAACUCCAUAGUGAGUGGGAAGGAAGACACAGAUGUCCACACAGACUCAGGCAGCAUUGACAACUCUGAUGCAAAGUCAUUAACAUCUGAAGGAUGCUCAAGAAAAUCUGACGGCUGUCUUAGUGACUUCUCAAAUGAAUUUGCUAAGGUUAUCAUUGAAGAUGCAUGUUGUGAACUCGAUGUUGAACUCAAUGUAAAUGCUGUCCCAUUUAAUCCUGUGCCCUUCUCUUCAAACCUUGAUGCCACUGCUAAGGAGUUUCAGUGUAGAUUCACUGCUGAAGAAGCAUCAUCAUCAGCUUCUACUUUGAAUCCUGAUAGUCCCGAGUUCAAACCUAGCUUCUUCAGGGAUAAGGCAAAGAAUAAACCUCAUCAAGAAGAUACAGAUGAAACUGAGGUAUCAGAUGAACUUGAAGUGUGCAGACUGUUCCAGAAGAACCAUUCUGCAGGUGUAGAUGUUUACAUUGCAGAUGCACCAACACCAAAACUGAGACCCCAGAGGCUGAAACCCCAAAGGCUGGGACUCCAAAGGCUGGGACCCCAAAGGCCGAGGCACCAGAGUCUCUAUCCCCGAGAAGUUGGAGUCAACACAGACGAAGUGUGUUUUAAUGAGACUUCAGAUUUCUUCAUGCCAGAGAUGGCGUUGAAGAUGAAGAGUCGAGGUGUGAAUGCAUGUGUUGAGACAAGAUGUCAACAGGUCCAGGCCAAUUUAGGGCCAAAGGUGAAAAGUCGAGGAGUUCAGGUCGGGUCAGCUGAUGACCUGAUGGCCAAACAAUGUGAUGCGUGUCCGGAGAAGGAUGUACAGCUGAUUGAGGCACAGAUGCAGGUGUGUCACCUGAAUGCCCAGAUCUGCAUCAGUGAGAUGCAGCGGCAGGUGGACGACCUUCAACACAGCAAGAUGCAGAUCACAAGCUUCUUCUCUCCACAGUAUGUUCAUUGGUUCUGUAUCCAUCUGAUGAACUGUCUGAAGGACCUCCAGAGUGGCCGCCCGCUGUCUGCCAUCCCAGCGUUCGGUAUCAGUCUACCCACCAUGAUGGGUAAUGAAAUCUACACACCUAAAGAGCUGAAGUUUCUGAGGAGUCCAACAGAUGUAAAUCUUAAAUCUCGGCACUCACGGAUAUAUGCACAUGAGGCAAACAAAGCUUUUGGGGAUAAUGUUUGCCCUCAGAAUACCAUGUCCAUCGAGGGACGUUUGGCAAGUGUAUCUCCCCAAAAGACUGUGCCAGGCCUUAAAAAUAUACCGCCAUACGAAACUAUUUCCCUUGAUGGAGGAACUGAAGGGUUAACGCCACAGCAGAACAUGCCUUUUGAGUUAGGAUUUGAAAGAAUGUCACCUUACAAGAGUAUCCCUGCUGAUGAAACGUCUGAAGAACUCCCACCUCAUCAAACCAUACCAUUGGAUGCAGGUUUAGAAAGUAUGUCUCCCUUCCAUACAGUGUCCAUUGGAGAAAGGUGUGACAGAGUACCAACUCAACAACUUGUGGAAGAAACUGUCCUUGCAAGGCAAAGGGAUAGGUCACGAAUAGGCUGUAAAUCUGCUUCUGAUAUCUGUGAGUCGCAGUCAUUGAAAGAUUCGGAAUGUGAUGUCUCUGAGAUUCAUCAGUCAGGAUCACUGAGGCACCAAGAAUCUGAUUAUGGCUCUGUGUAUAAGUCUACAGCUGAACCCUCUACCAGGACAGUCCAGGAAUGUCAUUCUGUAGCAUCAGGAUCUGAAUUAUUGAACUGUGACCUAGACCAUAAUUUGUCUGUAGCAGAUGGGGAAGCUACUGCCUGCUCCUCAGAAACAGCAAUGGCUGCUACAUUAGAAUCUGGUUCCAGUAAGGAGAGUUUGUUCGGCAGAGUCCCAAAUUUUGAGAUGAUAUCUUCAUUGUCUUCUGGUGAGGAUGACAAACUUGAACUAAUGUCAUCACAGUGCUCCAGCAAUUCUUCUGUCUCUGAGCCUGCAUCAACCAUUGCAAUGACAGCUUCAUCUUCUUGCAUGUCAGAAACUGAAUAUCAAUACGCUUCUGGAGAAACGUCCUUAUCCAUGCAACAAGAAAAAACUUCUGAUCCUGGCACAGGACAUUGUGUUGAGAGAGAAGACUUUUGUGUUGACAUUGUCACCAAAUCUGAACCUUAUCCUUCUUUACCAUGUAAGGAUGAUUUGAGAGAUAAUAUGAAUGUAACAUUGAAAAUUGAAGACGUGGAAACCACAAAAACUGAUAUUCCUGUCUCCCUAGAUAGUGCUCAACAAGAACAUAAACCAAGUCAAAACAAUGAAAACAUUUCAUUGCCAAAACAUGAAUCAAGACUCUCAUCCAAGGCCUCAUCAUUUAGAUCACUUCCAAAACCAAUACCCCCUCUUCCUCUGAGACUGCCCCCUAGAAAUCGGGCAGAGUUUACUAGCUCUCCUGACAGAAUCACUAGACAAGACUCUGAGUAUGAAACAGCAAGCAGUAGCUUGUCUUCUACACCUGUUGCUACAGAUACCGAGGAUAAGGCUUCUGGUGAUACAGUUGAGAAGAAACCUGAUGCAUUGAAACUGGACAAAAGCGUUCCUCCAGGAUUUAUAAGUAUUCAGAAUGACAUUGAGGAAGACACUGAUGAUGAAUGUGACAUUGACUCUGACCUUGUGAAGAAAGUCCAGACUGUCCUUCAGAACUACCAACUUGCAUCAGAGAAAGGGAAAGUGGACUCAAAGUCUUCAAUUUCUGGUUCCCCUAUCAAAUCAAGGAUAUCUCCACACAAACAACAGAACAACUUAUCUCCUGACAAGCCAAGAACCAGCUUAUCUCCAAACAAACCAGUAGAGAUUUUGACUCCUCCCCCAGAUGUACGCACUCCGUCUUCUGAUGAGGUACGCAAGGUGGUGAAUCGAGACAGUGGUGACAGAGGAUCUGUAGUGUCCCAUCUGAAGGCUAGUGCUAUGAAACGACUUGGGGUCAGACAUGCUGUAGCAGAAGAGGAACCAUCUCCAAAUCACUUUGACACAGACCUGUCAUGUUCAAGUAAUCAGGAUCAGGGCUCUGGUUUACUAAUAACAGAAACACCACAAGGAAACUUCAAUACAAAUCAUCACAUUGAUUCAUCAGAUUCAUCAGAGAUCAAUCACCCACAAGUUCACCCCAUACAACCUAUUCAGCACCAACUGACACCAUCUCAGCAAGUAUCACAGCAGCCUUUAGAACAGGCGAUACAACCUGAUCAGUUGAACCCCAAUUUGUUCCAAGCUGUGCUGGCACAAGUUGUUAAGGCCUACCCUCAACUGGCUUCAAACCCUGUGAUGUUGCAGACAGUGUGUGUACAACAAACAAUGGUGCUGCAGUCCUAUAUGAACGUACCUGGUGGUGCCUCUGGUGUCACUCCAGGCAUUCAAGGAACACAUCCAGGAGCACAUCCUGAGACACAAUCUCAACCAGAGAACUUCCCGUCAAUACAUGAGAGUAGUGCCAGUCCACUUGGCCAGAGGACCAACCCUUUACAAGCCCCAAUAUUGUCUGAGGCUGUCAAGGCCAACAUAGCAGGAAACACAAGACCUACCGACACAGCUCAGUCAGGUGGGGCUGCCUGGAAUCCUGUAGGUCUUGUUAACAUGAUGCAAGCUCGCAGAGGAGAGUCUGAUGUUGAGCAGGCAGCAGUACCCGAUAUAAAGACUCUGAAUCCUGAUAUGUUCAAAUUUGAAGCAACUCCCCCCACCUAA